Messenger RNA from Lepisosteus oculatus (spotted gar), 2881 nucleotides. The record is from RefSeq and is a predicted model, not a curated record. Lineage: Eukaryota; Metazoa; Chordata; Actinopteri; Semionotiformes; Lepisosteidae.
UGCCCCCAUGCGCGAAAGGCUGUGUCCCUGCCUGUUUCCCACCUGUGAGUGUGUGAAGAAGGAAUGUCCAGGAAUGUGAGAGGGAGGCUGGGACAGUGCCCAUGGGAAGGCCGCUCAGAGACAACCCGCCAGACAACACCCAAAACCACCCUGAAGUGGGUGUGGCCAAGGAGCUCUCAGCCAGUCCAGGCGACCAAUCAGAAACCAGCACCACGCUGGACCUGACGAAUGGCUUCUCCCCAGAUGCACCCAAGCCCCCACUAGCCCCACAUGACCUGGAGCUGCUCCCUAGCCCCACACUCCCCCCUCCUCCUCCUCCUCCUCCUCCGACCAUGCCUCCCCCACUACCCCCCAGCGUGCCCCCCCCGCCUCCACCCCUCCCACCCAAGGACACCCCUCCCCGGCCCACCACCCUGCUGCUCAGACAGUCCAGCGGGCAGGAGAACGGGCCGCCCCCCAGGCAGGACCCGGACGUGGAGGAGGAGAAGAAGCUGCUGGAGGAGGAGCUGCAGAAGUGCAUCGAGGAUUUCCGGAGGAUCCGCAUCCCCCAGCUCUUUCCCGACCGGAAGAGGCACUGGCAGAGCGAUCUGCUCCGGAAGUACAAUGCCUAGUGGGAGUGGGAGUGGGAGUGGGAGGGGGGGGGUCUUGCAUACAGCAUGGCAUCCCCUUGCUUAGCUCACCCCCCCGCAGCUCCCUGCUUGCUCUAGGGAAGACUCCAGGCUGCAGCUGGGGGCCAAUCUGGGAAUACUCUUCCUCUCGCCCCCUUCUCACAGGCAAUCUUAGCUGUUCGUGCUUGUAUCCCUCGUUCCCAUGAAGAGGUCAGCUGCCAUUCAUUAGACAAAGGAUAAAGUGCUGGUGCAGCACCAAACUCCUGUCGGGAUCGUCCGGCCUCUCCGCACUCUGCCGCAUAGAAGCUCAGCCCACUGGGCCAGCUCUGCUCUGCUCAGCUCAGGUCAGUGCGGACACAGCCUCCACUGUCCGGUCCAGCCGGACCACGAAGGCUCCUAUUGUAAGGCACUCCGAGCCAUUUCAGGUCUUACGGCACGCUUUCGCCGAAACGUCUGAUGAGGCCGUGUGUAAAUGAACUAUAUUAAACAGCAUUUCAGACAUCUCAAGUCUGCCGGAAAUCAGCCUCUCCUCCCUGACGCCCGUAAGUGAUCCAUAAUCCCCCGGAAAUCGCCCCCCGCAUUUUUCUCAAAUCCGCUAAAACGAGCCGCAUCUCUGUACAACGAAAGUAUGCAAAGAAAGUGAGAUUAUUCAACUGGACUGGUGAGUUAUAGUAUUUAUAGUGUAGUGUAUUGCAUAUUUCAUAUAGUAUCUAUCAGCGAAUUAUUUAAUUAUAUAGCUGUGAUUUGUUUUUUUCAAGGGGGACUUUGAAAAAGUGCGCAAGUUUUCAUGGGAGGGACGACCCCUCCCUCCCUGAAAUCAGUUUUUUUUUAAAGUUGGGAUGCAGAUGACCGACUAAUGCCACCGGCUUGAAAACACUGAGGAUCCGAAGAUGGCUUGUAUACAUAAAUAAAACCUCAUUUGACCAAACCGUUGUGCGAUGGAUGUCUAUGCCAUUUCUCUGUUAUAUUGUACUGACUCGGCACCAGACUAACGCUUGACACACUAAUCCAAACAGGCCAGUUCUCCGAAUUCCAGAGAACAGCCUAAGCGCACCAUCUGAUCCGUAUGACGCAAACUGUCUGUCUAAAAAGUGCUGCUUCGCAUCUGUUUAUCUUACGCUCAUACUUCAGCCCGCGCGGUGUUUGACCAUCAUCUGGCUGAAGCUCAAACGAGUUAAAGGCGUUUAAAAUAAGAUGUCGUUUUUUCGCUCAAAAAAUGUAUUAAAUUUCACCCAAAGUUUUUUUUUUCUCAUUGACGGAACAUAAAUUAGUCGGGUUCGGGGCAGGCAGCUCGAAAACUCGUUCGUGUUUCGCUCCCGAUCAGAUCGGUUUCUUCAGCUUUUGCUUUACGCUUCCGAGAGAAGAGAGUCGUUGAUAUUACUGACUUCUUAUAGUUUAUAUUCCAUACUGGACAAUUAACGACUUCAUCUGAAUUACUAGUUCUCCUAAUUAGUAUGUGAUACCACUGCUUCCAGCUCUCUGCUCGCUGACGAUUAGAAAUUCGCUUUAAAAAGCAGGUGGACCGCAGUUCUCCAGAACCAGGAGUGUACACCCCUGACCUGCAGAGACGAGUGGUGAGCAGGAAGACCGUAAUCAGCUGCAGGGUCUGUAUAAGUAUUGUGUUAAUGUGGAGAUAAGGUCGCACGUUAAAAGCUGGAUUCUUGCUGUUUCUCAUUCUCAGAACAGAGGCUGAAAUCGGCCGUGAUAGCAAGAAUACUUUUCAGGACAACUCUUGGUCACAGGCCACGCAGAAACAUAUACACCUAGAUUCCUGGAAAAAAUGCAGCCAAAAUCCGAGUGGAUUUCCAAAAAUUUGGGAAUCACAUGGGAAAGGUGCUGCACAACUCUGUCCCAUGUCCCGAUUGUAGAAAUUGCAGAGGACUUUUUUUUUAAUUUGCAUGUGUAUUAGAAGCUUCUUCUCUUACAGCCUUUACUGAAAGAUUGGCGUGUGUUGGUGUGAGCUCUGAGAGGUCACCUUGUCUAAACAGGUCCCAGCAUUCAUCAACCUGGGAGUGGAAAGGAUAGCCACAUCCCAGUAAAGAGGAGCUGUCCGUGUAGCGUAAAGAUUGUAUAAGAGAAACACCGCUGUAUCUACACUACCAGCAUGACUGAUCCGUUGAGCCAUGAAUAUUUCAUUGAUCUUUGCAGCAGCACAUUGAAAUAGCAGCUAGGUCUAAGACUGUAGCACACUGUCAACAGAAGUAAUUUUCCAGUAGUGUUUACUAGAUGUAUGCAAUUUACAACAAAUAAACCAUAUCCUACCAAAAACAUGU